GUCUCUUUCAACAUCGAUUGCCAACUGUUCCCCCACCUCCUAUUGAUCAUUCUUUCCAUACCGAUGGUGUAUUAAAGACAAAUGGAGAACGAAUGACUGUUCGAUAUGAUAUCUAAAAUCCACCAUUCCUUCCUCUUUCUAGCCUUAGCAAUCUGCCAGGUUGUUUUGUCCUUUCCAGACAGUUCAAAUAUUGUUUCUGAAGGUGUUGCGGAUGCGGAAAGUCAGCAAUACAUUCUUAAUAAGUUGCAAUGUUGGGAGUGCCCUGAGCCAUGUAGUCUUAUGACAUGUUGCAACGACGGGCAUCCAUUUUGUACAGAGGACAAGGGACUGUGUUACUGUAGUUCAUAGAUCGCCUGUCUUGGAAUUGUCUGUGCAACAAAGUUUAGGAGACCGGUUUUUUCUUCCACCUGCAGUUAGAUUUUAAAC
Talaromyces proteolyticus is the source of this 426-nucleotide messenger RNA. RefSeq lists its product as uncharacterized. Bases 106 to 348 code for a protein of 80 amino acids. Lineage: Eukaryota; Fungi; Ascomycota; Eurotiomycetes; Eurotiales; Trichocomaceae. The record is from RefSeq and is a predicted model, not a curated record. The transcript is spliced from 3 exons.